AUGGGCAAAAAGCCCAAGGCAGAAGCUCCAUGGCAGCGCAACGCCAAGGACCAUGGAUACGGCCACAACGGCCAGCACGGCCAAGGAUACUCGCUCUGGCAUGGAGCUUGGCGUUCUGCUGGCUCGCCACAGGAGCCAAAGGAACCGAGGCCGAGACCACGUUUCCCUUCCUACGACCAACAGUGGGGGGCGGAACCGCACCUUCGCGUCAUCCGGGAGGAACGUGUGGAAGCUCCAGAGAGACCAGAGACUAUCACGGCAAAAGGAGCACAACAAGCCGUGAACAUCCUCAGGAAAGCGGAGUCCAGAGUCACCCGCAUCCAGAAGGAGCGGAAAGAGAAAGCAGCGCGCUUCUCGGACUACGAACAGCAACUCAUGACAGCUUUCAUGGAGGAAAGGCAGCGACACACCGAAAGACAGUCGCAGUUGGUCAACGAGCUGGAGGAGGCCCAAAAGCUCUUGCAGGUGGCCAGGGAGAACAUGGCCCAAACUGCACAGGGACUCAUGGGAAAGACACGGAUGGACGUCCAAGACACUUCAGCCGAGGACUGGGCCGCCAUGAUCACAAAGUACUCGGAGGCCCCAGUACGGGAAUCACAUACCGUGGACCCGGACAUGGCGGAGAUCCUUCGUCUUGCGACCGAUGCUGGGGAGAAUCGGCCACCUAUUGUGGACCCGGGCACACAUGGCCCGGCACACCCGACACCUACAUAUGGUGCUGCUUCCCCCCAGAGUGGGCUCUUCCGAUCGUCACCAUACCCGACGACCUCGCCUGUUUUGACCAAAGCAGCUUCCAAGUGGAAGCUCCGCAUGGCACAGACCAGCAUGUAUCUUCCCCCUCUGCGAGCGACCAGCGCCCUUCCCGGACUGUUCAGAGGGACGGCAAAGCCACAGACUACUGGCCCCUCCCUGCAGGAGAAGCUCGAUCAAAGGCGCGAGGCCGAGCGAAUGGGAACUGCCAUGCACCCCUUUCGGCUCCAGACCGACAACAUGGAGAAGGACGCCCCAAGGUACGAUACCGAUGGCAACCGAGUUGGUCACCAACAGGAGAUUUCGGACGAAGACGACCCUGGACGACGCAUGGCUGGGAACUCACCGGGUCUUGCGAAGUUGGAGUGGCACCUUUUACUAGAUAUGGCUCUGGAGCAUCGCGGACAGCCGGCACAUUGUCUUUUUGUGCUGGACUGCCCUCCUCCGCCAGCCUCCUUCAUUGUUGAGUCCCUCUCCGUUUUCUUCUACCGAUAUCUGCGUUCUCUGUUUGCCAAAGUCGGAGACCCUGAGAGGCCAUCCUUCGAAGGUGUCUGUCUUGUACUUGCACCCAGGCACCAGAGUGAGGUCUUACAUCUGACAUUGCGUCCGCCAUUUGACCUCGCCACCUUCUUCAAUGCUGUUCGGGAUCGCUUGCAUAAGCUGCGACUUCCAUUCUGUACUGUUACUGCUCCGACAGUGCCGCAACUUGGGCCAGACUUUGCAUCGAUUGUGGUUGCUCCGAAGUGGAUUCCUCAGGUCAGCAAGCAAGUCGUUGUAUACGACUUUCGUGCACUUGGUGGCCCUGUUUAUGCUGACAUCACACAUGAGAAUCUAUCACACUUCGAGUGCUUACGUGAAGCCUCUCAUCAUGGCUUCCACGACUGCAGCAUUUAUGCACAAGGAGGUUCCAGAGCGCUCGAACCUGGAGACACAAUCCUCGCCACCCUUGGCUGUGUCAUUCAAUUCCAGCCCACUGGUACACCGGCACAGUGGUGCUCAACAUUGCACGCCCGUUUCGACAGACCACAGUGGUGGCUUGUGCAUCCUUCCCUACCAGCUGAGGUCGCCGACAAGCCUGUCCUGACCCUUUACCAUGACCGCUGCCUGGCCUACAGUGCUCAGAGGUUUCCCAACAUCCAGGAGCUCACCGAUGUCGUCUAUCGGGGUACCCCAUGUCGAGACGCCUUGAUCGUGUUGGGUUUCCUACACCUCACCGAAAUGGCUGUUGUUGUCUUUGGAUAUAAGCCCGACCACCCAUGGAGCACCGAUGAAAGUCUAGGUCGAGGUCCAGAGCGCGAUCACCCAACGGGGCAGCAGCCAGGAUUGGCCCAACCAAGUACCGUUGACGGAUGUGUCGUUCAUCGGUUCGGGUGCACUGGAGCCUUUGCUACCAAUAGCGCUGAUGCUUGGUACCAGUGUGACCGGCUUGCCUCCACAUUUGGGCCUCCCGCCCUCUUUGUUGGAACGAGCUACAUAUGUGGCAUCCUUCUUUGGCUCGUCUACUGGUCAAGGGCUUCUGGCCAUCAAGCCAAGCUUCUUGCAGAACCUGCCUGUCGCAACAGAGCUGAGCGCCGAAACCUCCGCCGCGUGCGACAUGCCACGAGAUUUCUUGGCGGCCACUGGAUUACCGACUUCCCAUUUCGACAUCCGGGUUUUGACCCGACGUUGCUCGAUGAUUGGAAUACUUCGGAUUCUGAGCCCGAGGCCGAACUCACCACGGUGCCAUGUGCUAUCCUGCGUGUCGAGUAUACACCGGAACACCUCAUUGUUGCUGUUCCUGUUCCGACAACCCAAGAGGAGGCAAUCGAGGCCAUUCAGGCUGUGCGACAACACGACUCAGGCCUGGACUUUCCCAACCUCCUUUCUGUAUUGCCUCAGCCUGCCCUUGGUGUCGCGGUCUUUGCAGCGCUACCGCCGUGGGCCAGCGGCGCUGAUAUUGUCUGCCUAGACACUACCAAGAUCGAUGGCAGGCUCUUCCUUGCACAAGUGCCACAAUACUGUUCUAAGCACGGAUUGAUUAGGAGCGCCGGUCUCCUCCCCGGCCUUGAUUAUGAGGUCCUUUUUGGCGUUGAUCAGGUUCCCAGAGAGGAUGACUUAGUACACCUCUUCCCUGGGGCCCUGAUCACUUUCCUACACCCUGGGCAGCACAGGGAGGCCGUUCCCGCCCAACUGCUAACGAUGGAGCCGCUUUCCAGCAUACUGGGCACCAGACCCGUGAACGGCCCGUUGCCAUCGGCCCGCACUGUGGCAUCCAGGCCAAGCGUGCACCCACAGGUGGCCAACGCAAAGGGACUGGGCAACGCAGAGGCUUCUUCUGCCUCCUUGCUGGACUCCUAUGCCGACCUAAUGCUGCCAUGCACAACCACGCCUUACAUGGCACACCCCAGGCACCCUACACAGGUAACCAUCAGGCCGACGGAGACGGCAUGUGGAUCGCAGGCAGACUACUUGACGCCCAAACUAGUGGGCCCCUGUGUGACACCUCUGCACUCUCUGUCCGACAGGAUGACACCUGCCAGGUCUUUGCUGUCACAGCUCCAGACCCUACUUUCACCCGGCCUGUUGCUACGCCGUGCCGAGGCACUGCCGCUGGAGCCAGACUACCGCAUAGAGUCACCAAGGGCACUCCUGCUCCUGCUGAUACCAGUGCCGAGUUCCAGCCUUCUGCUCCUACUCCACCGUGCAUUGCCACCGUCACUGCCUCCUGGCUAG
Molecule: messenger RNA, 3462 nt
Organism: Symbiodinium sp. CCMP2592
Lineage: Eukaryota; Dinophyceae; Suessiales; Symbiodiniaceae
Source: the annotation of a GenBank genome assembly